Messenger RNA from Phaethon lepturus (White-tailed tropicbird), 662 nucleotides. RefSeq names its product glycerol-3-phosphate dehydrogenase, mitochondrial-like. The record is from RefSeq and is a predicted model, not a curated record. The annotation marks the transcript as partial. Gene Ontology annotation, biological process: glycerol-3-phosphate metabolic process. Lineage: Eukaryota; Metazoa; Chordata; Aves; Phaethontiformes; Phaethontidae. Gene Ontology annotation, cellular component: glycerol-3-phosphate dehydrogenase (FAD) complex; mitochondrion. Gene Ontology annotation, molecular function: glycerol-3-phosphate dehydrogenase (quinone) activity. The transcript has 5 exons.
AAUGGCAUUUCAGAAGGCAGUGAAAGGAACUGCUCUCAUUGGAGGAGGUGCCAUAGCAACAGUUUUUGGCCUCUCUCAAUUUUCUCAGUAUAGAAACAAACACGGUGCCUUUGUGCAUGUUCAAGCUGCAGAAGCUGUGACUGUUCCAAUAAAGAACCAUUUCCCCACAAGGGAACAACAAAUUUUGGCCCUGCAAACCACAAGUGAAUUUGAUGUCCUUGUUAUAGGUGGAGGAGCAACAGGAUGUGGCUGUGCUUUAGAUGCAGUCACUAGAGGUCUAAAAACAGCCCUUCUAGAAAGAGAUGAUUUCUCAUCAGGGACGAGCAGCAGGAGUACUAAAUUGAUCCAUGGUGGAGUGAGAUAUCUUCAGAAGGCCAUCAUGAAGUUGGAUUUUGAGCAGUACAAAAUGGUGAAAGAAGCACUUGAGGAGCGUGCAAAUCUUCUUGAAAUUGCUCCUCACCUAUCAGCUCCUUUGCCAAUAAUGCUACCUGUUUACAAAUGGUGGCAGUUGCCAUACUACUGGUUUGGAAUAAAACUAUAUGACCUCGUGGCAGGAAGUCAGUGUCUGAAAAGUAGUUAUGUCCUUAGCAAGUCAAGAGCCUUGGAGCUCUUUCCAAUGCUACGCAAAGACGAGCUUGUUGGAGCUAUUGUCUACUAUGACG